Ipomoea nil (Japanese morning glory) is the source of this 2904-nucleotide messenger RNA. RefSeq names its product pentatricopeptide repeat-containing protein At5g50990. Bases 220 to 1887 code for a protein of 555 amino acids. The record is from RefSeq and is a predicted model, not a curated record. Gene Ontology annotation, molecular function: protein binding; zinc ion binding; RNA binding. Lineage: Eukaryota; Viridiplantae; Streptophyta; Magnoliopsida; Solanales; Convolvulaceae. The transcript has 4 exons. Gene Ontology annotation, biological process: RNA modification.
UCAAGAAAAAAUGGGCUAUUUCCGUCCAGAAUAAUCGACGGUGCGACCCAUUUGCCCAUAUCCAAAAAAGGGGUCAUGUAAUCCUUCCAUGGUUCUAUUUCUCACCGUCGACGAAGUUCUCUGAGAGAGUGAGUCCGUUACAAAUGGUUCAGUGAUAUUUGCCUAUGAAACAUUCUGCUAAACAUUGUAAGCUGGAAACUGGGAGUGGGCACGGAUAAGAUGAUAGUGGCGGUAAGAGUCGCCGCAAAUCACAGAGGGAGACUAUCUUCUGCAUUGCUGUUACCAUGGCUUCUCACCCAUAGCGCAACCUUAAACUCUCAAUCGAUACAUUCAACUCUUUCAUCGCCUGAAUCUCAUCAUUUUAAUCCAGACUAUCAGAUGCUCAUAUGCACUCUUAAAGCUUGCAAACAUUCCCACAAUGUGAGGACUACAAUUGGAACACACGGUAGAAUGAUCAAACUUGGAUAUGAAAUGUAUCCAUCCCUUCUGUCAUUGUUGAUUGUAGUGUAUUUAUCAUGUGAGUGCCUCAGUCCUGCGCGCCAACUGCUAACUGAAAUUUCUGAAUGGGAUUUUGAUGUUGUUCCUGGAAAUUUGAUGAUUGCGGGUUUCAUGAAGAUGAGGGAAGUUGAUGUUGCAAGGAAACUGUUUUACAAAAUGCCCAUCCGAGAUGUUGUCACAUGGAACUCAAUUAUUGGAGGUUUGGUAAAAAAUGCAUUGUAUAAGGAGGCACUAAGUAUCUUCAGAAAGAUGCUGAGAUCUGAGAUGGAACCGGAUGCAUACACGUUUUCAUCUUUAGUCACGGCAUGUGCGAGACUUGGAGCUAUUGAUCAUGCUAAGUGGGUUCAUAAUUUGUUGAUUGAGAGAAAAAUUGAAUUGAACUACAUUUUAUCAUCUGCAUUGAUAGAUAUGUACUCUAAAUGUGGAGAUAUUGAAACAGCUAAGGGAAUUUUUUACCGUGUUGAACGCAGUAAUGUCUGUGUUUGGAAUGCAAUGAUUAAUGGACUAGCAACUCAUGGUCUUGCUAUAGAAGCUCUUAAGAUUUUCUCAAAGAUGGAGGCAGAAAAAGUUGUGCCUGAUUCUAUAACCUUUAUUGCACUUCUAACUGCAUGCAGUCACAGUGGGUUAGUUGAAGAGGGUCAGAGAUAUUUUGAUAUAAUGAAACAGCGUUGCUUCAUUCAACCUGAACUUGAACAUUAUGGAGCAAUGGUUGAUCUGCUGGGGAGGGCUGGACUUCUUAACGAAGCUUAUGCAAUGAUCAAGGAAAUGCCAAUGCAACCUGAUGCUGUUAUAUGGAGGGCAUUUCUUAGUGCUUGUAGAAUUCACAAGAACUCUGAGUUGGGUGAAGUUGCCAGCACAGAAAUAUCACAUCUUAGCAGUGGAGAUUAUGUUUUACUGUCAAACAUAUAUUGUUCCAUAAGAAAGUGGGAUAGUGCUGAGAAAUUGAGGCAUAAAAUGAAACAGAAAGGAGUUCGUAAAAGAAGUGGAAGAAGUGGGGUGGAAUUGGGUGGCGUUAUUCACCAAUUCAAGGCAGGCGAUAGAUCACACCCUGAAACAAGCAUUAUAUACAAAUCAUUGGAACUGUUGAUCAAACGAACCAAAAUGGAGGGUUUUAAUCCUGCAACUGAUUUGGUGUUGAUGGAUAUAUCUGAGGAGGAAAAGGAGGAAAAUUUGAAUUUCCAUAGUGAAAAGUUGGCAGUGGCCUAUGGGAUCCUAAAGUCAAGUCCUGGCACUUGUAUUCAGAUUACAAAAAAUCUUCGGAUUUGUCCUGAUUGCCAUUCAUGGAUAAAGCUGGUUUCAAAGGUGUUAAAUAGAGUGAUAAUUGUAAGGGACCGUAUCCGUUUCCAUCACUUUGAAGGUGGUUUUUGUACUUGCGGAGACUAUUGGUGAUUAGUAUUCAGGAAAUGUUUGGGGAUUUUGAAGUGCAACUAGGGGUGCUAUUUGAUGUUCUGGAAGAAAACUGGUUACUUCUCAGUUGAUUGACAUUUAGAGAAAAGCUUGAUAUGAAUUGACGUGAAGUCAACAACCAGUGGAUUUGGGUGGCAUUUCUCUUGCUGAGACUGUUGUCCAAAAUGGAAGUCCUGAAGCUCCUAUAGUUCCAUGUCCACUUUUAACUUCCUCAGGCAUCUAUCUGCUCUGAACAAUGAUCAAGUGGAUAACUUCAUUUAUUUGAUGAAGCUAAAAUGUUUGAAACUACAACUACCGCCAUGAUCACUUGUCAUUUUAGAUGAACAUGUUCAUGGCUCUCUAAUCCAAUCAGGGAUGUUGCUGCAAGCUGCUGAAAGGAGGGAGGAUAUUUGGUAACUCUUGUUGCUUAAGGAAUAUGGUUGGAAGAUCUCCGGCUUUUAUGGUGCAGAUGAAACACCCAGAAGGCAAUUGGUUUUGCCAUGGAUGACAAUUUACUGAAACAAGGUCAGGUCUUUGUUCUAGAACAUCAAAUCACAAGGUUGGUUGAAUUUCGAAACUUGAAUACCUCCUGAAAAAUAUUACCAACAGAAAAGAAAAAAGAUACUUUUAGUACUAAUAUUUUUUAGCUCAUAUGACCCUAUUCCUUGUGAUAUGACUGGAAAACAUAACUAGUAGUUCCCUUAUUAUUAUGGUCAACUUAACAGGUCUAAACUAAUCCAUGCAAGAAUAUAUGCUAGGAUUUGCAGCUUCUGAGCCGUGAUUUCUUGUUAACCGAUCUGGAUUGAGAUUGAGAUUAACCAGGAAACUGGUUUGCAUGAAUUUCUUGAAAUAUGUUUGAUUGCAAGCAUUUAUCAGAACUUACUGGUAUUACCAUGCAAUUAAAAGAUCAAAAGGUCUCGCUUUCUUGCUAUUGUUAUCAAUAAAUGUGUAAACCGAUCGAUCCUGUACAUUGUCCAGAACAGACGACGAGGUAAUAAGCAAUUUUCUUAAGUUGCGUUU